AUGAUCAGAAAAGUAUGUCCUUAUUCAUACAUUUGCUGCAAGCAUCUCAAGCUGAUUUGGUGCGCAGUCGUAGGCUGGCUAGGAAACGGCGGCAAGUCGAAAGGGUCGAGCCAACAUCAUGCCAGUCUGCGGAAUCUUCGAUCUGAUGAUGCUUGCCAGUUCCUGCUGGAAAACAGCAAGUUCACACAAUGGUACCACGGCACCGGCCCUCGACAGCUCGCAAUUCUUGGCGCCAUGGGAUCAGGAAAAACCGUCGCGAUGUCUUUUCUUAUCGACGAGCUGCGCCGGCGGAACCAGCACCAGUUGCCUCAGCCCAAAGUGUGCUUCCACUAUUGCCGAGAUGACGGAACAGGCGAGGCCGUUCACGUCCUCUCUUCUUUGAUUCUUUCACUCCUCCAGCAGCUUCCCGGUCUGAAGAAGGGCUUCGUCGAGUGGUAUCAGCAAGCGACGUCGUCCGGCAUUGACCCAGCCACGGACUUCAAGACACUUGAAGAGUGGCUAGCGAACACCCUGCAGACGCUGGAUCGCCCCCUCAUCUUCACCAUUGACGGACUAGACGAAUGCGACAAACAAUCGCGGAAUCGUCUGCUUCAGUCAUUGAGAAACCUGACACGAGAGACUCCGAGGCUCAAGAUCCUGCUCUCCUCCCGUCCAGACCCGGCCAUUAUGAAACAACUGAGAGGAGUGAGCACAAUUUGUGUGCCUUCCGAUGACGCAACAAGAGACCGUCUCAUCGUCAAGAAGACUGUUGAGACUCGCUUGACCGAUCUGCCUGAACAGGUCAAAGCGCUCACCAUCGAGGAGCUUUCCCGUCUGGCGCAGGGAAGCGCCAUCUGGACCAAGAUGACCGUCGAACUCAUUGAAAUCCGCAAAAUCAGCGCCCUCGGCCCCUUGCGAGCUUUCUUGAAGGAAUUGCCCCAACCAGAAAGACUGUCGGAACUCUAUGCCAACCUCUUCUCCCGCUACACCGGGGACGAUCCCGAGAACCAGAAACUUGCCAUCGCAGCCUUGGAGAUCCUCGCCGUCGCCCGAAGACCGCUGUCCAUUUUGGAACUAGGUUGGGCGGCGAGCCUGGGAACGGCUACCGAUGCGGUCACGAGAGUGGGCGCGCUCGCCGAACUGGCGGAUCCUCUCAGGAUCCUGAAUCUAAUUCGGCCUUUUGUCGUGCCGGUCUAUGACAGAGACAUGACAAAGCGCCAAGUCAAGCUCGUGCACCAGUCAGUCAAGGAGUUCAUCGUUCAGCAAUGGGCUGCGCCGGAGCACGCGCAGCCCCAGCAGCGGAUUGAGAGGCUGGAGGCAAGGCUCCUGAACAUCUGCAUCAGAUACCUUCUUCUUCCGGAGAUGGGCAAUGAAGAUCUGUUUUCCGAUGUCCUUCUUGCCAUCGGCGAGUUACCCCAUGGUUCCGACCUGUUUACCGACGAUGACCAGCCAAACGAAUACGACCACUACUGCUCGUGGGAAGCCUGGGAAGAAGACAUGAUCCACUACGACCCCGUCGCGCGCGGCUUCGGCGAAUUUUUCGUGUACGCUUCGUGUUAUUGGACCGAGCAUCUCGGCGCCGUCUCUACCGAGACCCUGUUGCCAUCCCUAGACGACAUUGAACUGGUCUGCCAGGCGGGCUCCAAGCGGCUUCAGAACUGGAUCCUGCAGAACUGCCGCCCAGAUUGCGCCAUCAAGCCGCGGUUCCCAUUCGACCCCAGCCUGUACGACCCGCUCAGCAUCGUUUCGCUCUACGGUUCCGAAGCGUUGCUGCAGCGCAUGCUCGACCGCGCAGACGUCGGCAACACGGACAGGUAUCUCCCCGAUGCUGCCAUGGCAGCUGCCGACCAGAUCCUGCAGUUUGGCGACCUGUCUCGGCUGGAGCUGCUCUGGCGGAGCAAGCUCGGCCCUCAGAUCCGCAACAGGACCUUCGCCAAGCUGGCCGUGAAGCAGUGGUCCAUGAGACCAUUCGACAAGCAGCGCAGUCGCUGGGACGUCGUGUUCGGACUCAUCGAUGGCAUGUUCGAUUUGAUGGUCAAGGAAGGAUGGGAUGGAGAGCUCUUGCGCGCAGCCACCCAGACAGGUUGCACGCCUAUGGUACAGCUGUUGUCGGACAAGGUCCAGCAGAUUUCUGAGGCUAGCCACUAA
Thermothielavioides terrestris NRRL 8126 is the source of this 2127-nucleotide messenger RNA. RefSeq lists its product as uncharacterized. Lineage: Eukaryota; Fungi; Ascomycota; Sordariomycetes; Sordariales; Chaetomiaceae. The record is from RefSeq and is a predicted model, not a curated record. Bases 1 to 2127 code for a protein of 708 amino acids. The transcript has a single exon.